AGGGGGUGUUGGUGGUCUAUGAAUGUGGCCGAGCGUGCCCCCCACCACAACAUCUGCCUCUGUGCCUGUGGGGACUAUGCGCUGCACAACCCUGAAUGCACUGGCCGGUGGUUUGCGAGAACAGGGAGGGGGGUGGAGCAGCAGCAGGGGGUCGAGGGGGGCGCAGCAUGCCGCCUCCCUUCCGCAUCGCUGUGCUGGGGGCACAAGGCGUGGGCAAGACUGCCAUCGUGCAGCGCUUCCUCCACGAUGACUACAGCGAGGCGCCCACCCCGGCAACCAGCCGCGCCCGCCGUGUCCACCUGUCUGCUGCUGUGCUCAAUGGCCACGUGCAUGACCUGCAGAUCACCGACUAUCCUGCCAUCACCAGCUUCCCCGGGAACUCAAUGCAGGAGUGGACAGACACCUGCUGCCGAGGUAUCCGCAGCGCUCACGUCUACAUCCUGGUCUAUGACAUCUGCUGCUUCGACAGCUUCGAAUACAUCAAGACCAUGCGCCAGCAGAUCCUAGAGACCAGGGUGUUGGGCACAGGCGACAUGCCCAUCCUGGUCGUGGGGAACAAGCGGGACUUGCAGCGGGGGCGUGUUAUCCCCCGCCACAACAUGUCCGACCUGGUAAGGAAGAACUGGAAGUGUGGCUACGUGGAGUGUUCGGCCAAAUUCAACUGGCACGUGCUUCUGCUGUUCGGGGAGGCUCUGCGCAGUGUGGGCUGUGCCCGCUGCAAACACGUCCAUGCAACCAUCCGCUUCCAACGGGCACUAAGAAAUGAACGCUGUGCCCUCAUGUGAUUUAGUCAGUGACGGUGGGUGCGCACCAGUGGCAUUGAGGGCCAUUGGUACAGUAAACCUCCCUAGGACCACCAUGGCUGACUACAUUUCUGUCCUGUGAAGCUACAGUAUUAACAUGUAACAGCCCUCUGUUUUGCUGCUUUCUGACUUGAUCAGGGAUGGAGAGUACCACCCUAUCCAUCUUUGAUAUUUUCUUGAUUUGGAGGCAGCUAAACCAACCCCUUGCUGUAAAAAUUCUGAACACAUUCAAGUACACUAAAGGAACUUUCCAGCAUCUGGGAGUCGCUCCAGACAGAUUGGCUUACGUUGUUUGACUCACCUGGAUGUUGAUCGAUGUAUGACAUUGCUAAUGUCAAAAGCCCUGCUUGGAGUGGGAUUGAGGUUGACAUCUGCUGAUGCAUUCUCUCUGCUCGGAUGUCUUGAAGGUGCACCCUUGAGCAUAUAAUCCCCAGAGGUAGCUAUACGAAUUCCGUACACAAACCCAUCUCAAUUAGUCCUCUGAAACCAAAACAGCCAACCAACCAACCAUAGGGAGAAUUCUGUUAAAUGGAGUAAUCCAGUCCACCUUUACGUUCCACUCGCAAACAAACAACUGUGUACAUACUAAAAUCUACAACUGUAGAAGCACAUAAGGGUGUUUAUAUACAAACACAACUCAGACCAAACCCCUGAUAUGAGACUUAAUGAUACUGUAAAAAAUAAGGUCUAAAUGUAAUAAAAUACUUGAGGCUAGAUGUGGUUGCCAACAUAUCGGCCUGUUCAGGUCCUCUGAACUGCUAAAUACAGCAAUAAAUUAACAUGCCAUGAUUGAAUGUUAGUAACCUUUGGUAAAACGUAGGAAUAAGGGGGAACAAAAGGACACUUGUUUCCUGUAAGGUUGUAUUCAAUGAAAUGUUUUAUUUUUAUUUCACCUGGUAGGCUAGUUGAGAACAAGUUCUCAUUUACAAUUGCGACCUGGCCAAGAUAAAGCAAAGCAGUGCGACACAAACAGAGUUACACAUGGAAUAAACAAGCGUACAGUUAACACAAUAGAGAAAAGUCUAUAUACAGUGUGUGCAAAUGGCAUGAGGUGGUGAGGCAAUAAAUAGGCCAUAGUAGCAAGUAAUGACAAUUUAGAAAAUUAACGAGUGAUAGAUGUGCAAGUAGAAAUACUGGUGUGCAAAAGAGCAGAAAAGUAAAUAAAGACAAUAUGGGGAAAGGAGAAUACAAUGCAGAUAAAGCCAGCAUACCUGACAAUAGUCACUUGUUUGAAUUAAACUAAAUUAGUAUGGUACUAUAAGAAGAUAGUGAUAAUAAACUGCCAGUUGCCGGUGGCAGGAGUGUUUUCUGUUUUGGACCAAUCACAUUCCAUAAGGAGUCUCAAACAGCCCUCAAAAUCAGAGUCAAACUACUUUCGUGACUUUAAUCAGCCUGUUCUUGAAUAAAUAAGUUAUAUAUGCUGA
Molecule: messenger RNA, 2227 nt
Organism: Oncorhynchus masou masou (cherry salmon)
Lineage: Eukaryota; Metazoa; Chordata; Actinopteri; Salmoniformes; Salmonidae
Product: ras-like protein family member 10B
Exons: 3
Coding region: 96-785 (229 amino acids)
Molecular function (GO): GTP binding; GTPase activity
Source: RefSeq, a predicted model, not a curated record